CCUCCUUUCCGUCCUCACCCAUGACAUUAUUUUCGGGGUUAGGCUGGUACAGGAUAGGACGGGGCACGUAGGCUACUGGUAGGCAAAAAGAAAAAAGAAAAAGAAGCGAACUUCUGUGAAGGAGUUAAAGUGUGUCAGCAAGUUUGCGGAAGCUGAAGAUGGUCCUCCUCCUCCUCCUCCUCCUCCUCCUCCUCCUCCACCACCACAUGAUCUCCUUCUGAACUUGACGCGUCCUGGAGGGUUUGCCUUUAAAAGCUGAAGAGCGGAACGGUGAACACACGGUCAGCGGCUCCGCGUCUGAUACACAUUAACUUCCACUGAGAAGUGUUUGUCUGAGGGCACAUCACCGACCAUGAGCUCCUCACGCGGCGUGGGACUUUAUUUGACGCUUUUACUCGCUCUUCUGUGCGAUGCAUCGGAAGACUCUCCUGUCCAAAGGGAAAUUACUGACACGCUGGCUGAUGAAGAUGGCCUUCAGCGAGAGUUGCCACUUACCCCUGAGGAGCUGGACUUUUUGAUGAUGCAGAGACCAAUCAUCCCUGACCUUUCCAAAGUGUUGGCUGCAGGCUCUUCAGACAUGACCCAGAGAGAAGUCACAAACUUUCACGCUGAGAAUGUCCCAAUAGGUCGCCCAGUGUUUGGCCCUCGCUCCAUGGGACCCAGGAUGGGUCCAGAGGUUGAUUUCCCCCCAGCCUUUCCAAAUACAGGCAACCUGCAAGAUAUCUGUCAGUUCAGUAAAGCUCCGCUCCGGUACCCUAAGGACAUGUUUCCUCAGGAUGGCUUUGGCCAUGAGCAUCGUCAGGCUGAUGCUAUCAAUCAACUCCAGUCCUGGUACGGUGUCUGCUGUGGCAUUGAUGGAACACCGGAAGAGCAAAUCUGUUGUGCUGAACAAGCGUGGAAGAAGAGUCUGUCUGCCUACUGUACUCAGGAAUUCUCUAUUAAGACCAGUCACUACUUCUGCUGCAAGAAGAGCGGGAAGGCCAGAUGGAGCUGUUUUGAUAAAGAGGCUUCAGAUUCUUCAUAUCACGUCUCCUCCGAGGUCUCAAAUGGCAACACUCCACAAAAGAUUCGAGGCUUCAAAUAUAACUCCAGCGCUUGCAAAGGCUCAUUGGUGGCUUCUCCAAAAGCACUUACGAAGCAGUCGGAAGUUCCAUACAUCAGCUUUCCACCUGGCCGUCCCGAUUCCUCCAACGUAGCACAUAUCUGCACUCAUCACAAGAUCCGACCACGAUACAUGCCCAAGUGUCUUCCUCGCACUGGCUACGGCUGGCUGGUCCGUCAAUCGAAGGCCAUCAAUGUCCUCGAGAGAGAAUACAGCCAGUGCUGUAAGGAGAAAAAGAGCGAACAACGCUGUGCUGAAAAGAAGUGGAAGAAGAUGGUUGAUAAGUUUUGUAAAGAUGAGAAGAAAGCCAAAGGACAGCAGUUUGAGUGUUGUGGAAAGAAGAAGGGAGAAGAGCAGUACUCCUGUUUUGCAGCUUCUGCUCCAGAUCCAGAAUAUAGAUCCACUGAUGGAGAGCUCAGCCCUUCUGCUGCUCCUCCAACCCUCGACACAUUAUGCCAUACACAUACGGCUAUCCAGAGCAUGAAGGGUUUCCCCUUUUCUGUGGAUCAAAUGGUUGAACGGUGCUGCCCUCUAGUGUUACAGGAGAGACCUGCAUGUAUAGAGGCUGAGCUGGACAGGCACCUGAAUGAUAUGUGUAAAGUGAAGGAGCUGGUGAAGCCUCAUUGUUGUGCACCCAAAAUCAAAAACCGUGUCAAAUGUGCCACAAAGCUGCUCCUGCGCUAUAUCGGCAAGGCAGAUAAAGACAGCAGGAGGAAGAACUGCCCUCAGCUUCUGUUGGUCUGAGUCAGACAGAAUCCCUGAUCUGAUCUGAUCUCUGAAUGUGGAUCCUUUUUUACAGAGCGCACACAUUUCAAUAUAUGUACACUUGAGUUGAAGCAAACCUGUACCACUUUUUGUUUGUCUUUUAAAAUGCAUUUUAUUUGUCUUUUAUGCAGUUU
Molecule: messenger RNA, 2001 nt
Organism: Sinocyclocheilus rhinocerous
Lineage: Eukaryota; Metazoa; Chordata; Actinopteri; Cypriniformes; Cyprinidae
Gene: ecm1b
Product: extracellular matrix protein 1b
Exons: 11
Coding region: 353-1846 (497 amino acids)
Biological process (GO): regulation of bone mineralization; signal transduction
Cellular component (GO): extracellular region
Source: RefSeq, a predicted model, not a curated record